AUGUCCUCUGAAGUAGUGCAUAUCGUCGUAACACUUGUCCCCCAAACUGGGAAACUUGGCGAGUUAAUACAGGCAUUUGAGAAUCUCUCACUCCACGUUGAAGCCAAUGAGCCUGAAACACUCUCCUAUUACGCCGUGCAGCCAAAAGGCAAGGAUGAGCUUAUAAUUGUGGAGAAGUAUGCCAACGAGGGCGCGUUAAAAAGCCAUGCACAAUCACCAGCUUUCAAGAAGUUUGGAAAGGUAAUUAGCACGAUUUUGCAGUCCCCACCAGAUAUCAAGCGCUCGAGCUUGAAGAGUGGAUUUGAGACUCGAUCGAAGAUGUAG
This is a messenger RNA of Akanthomyces muscarius, 324 nucleotides long. RefSeq lists its product as uncharacterized. The coding region runs from base 1 to 324 and encodes 107 amino acids. The record is from RefSeq and is a predicted model, not a curated record. NCBI's taxonomy places the organism in Eukaryota, Fungi, Ascomycota, Sordariomycetes, Hypocreales, Cordycipitaceae. The transcript has 3 exons.